Molecule: messenger RNA, 603 nt
Organism: Nomia melanderi (Alkali bee)
Lineage: Eukaryota; Metazoa; Arthropoda; Insecta; Hymenoptera; Halictidae
Source: RefSeq, a predicted model, not a curated record
AUGUUUGUACAGAUGAACGUGGAACGGACAAUGAUUCUGUUGCUUUGCUUCCAAAUGGCCUGGAUUCGGGGUAGCAGCAGCGAGCAACCCCGUGAGAAGAGACAACUGUAUCCUCCGCCACUUGUUUACCCGUUAGGCGGCACGUUCAAGAUGCUCAUAGGCGUCGCCGUUCCGAUACAAAUCCCCGGCAGAACGUUGGUCUACGGCCAGAACGUGCAGUUCCAAUUCUCCCUGCCAGACAACGCGACCUUCUUCACCAAUUUCUUCGAGAACUCGUCGCGUCGACGCAGAAACGUCAACCGGAACGAGAGGACAGCUGUCUACGACAUCCUCGAGCGCGAACUAGACAGAAGAAACAUUGACGGAAGGAGUUGCCUUAAGAAGAAUAUUUGCGAGGCAGCCGCGACGCCGGUGAAAGACGACGGACUGCUCGGAGAACUGCUGCAUUUGCUGCUCAGUCCUGACGAGGGGGGCGUUUCGAGCAUGGACCGAGAGUACUUGGACGCGGCGGCAGCCGGGAGAAGAUGCGAGAACUGUUCGACGAUCUAUCCCACGUGUCCCGAUGGUCUAGGAAUUUUAGAUCGAAUCUCCACCGUUUAUUAA